This is a messenger RNA of Caenorhabditis auriculariae, 2065 nucleotides long. The record is from the annotation of a GenBank genome assembly. Lineage: Eukaryota; Metazoa; Nematoda; Chromadorea; Rhabditida; Rhabditidae.
AUGAGGAUUCGUCUAUUCAGACAAUCUUUCCAGCCGUUAUUUGUCGUGCGGAUUGCGGAAUGGCGAAUGAAAAACUUAAAAAUAAAACCUCUCAAAAACAAAAUCCUCUUCAAAAAAAAACCCUAAAAUAAGAAAGAAAAACGAUCUACUGGAAGAAGUUCAAAGUCCAAUAGCAACAGUGUAUAUAUCUAAGAGAUGCAGCCACAUUGGCGAUAGUCCAAACAUUCUUGUUGGCGGAGACGACCCCCGGAGUGAGGUCAAAAGGGUCGAUGUAAGGCCGAGGAAAGAAGGCCGACCAGGUGGAACAAAGCAAACGUUCGGAGAGUGUGCGGAACCUGUGCGGUGCUGCUGCAGGUGCUGGUUGCUGCCGAAUGCCGCCUGCCCGAACUGCGAGUUGUUCCUCAUGAAGUCACCAUGACCGUCUCGGCUUUCUGCAACUCACCACUUUGGCUACUUCAUGCAAUGGUGAGUUUCCUUCAAAUACGAAUCACCACAAAAUGAAUUUCACAAGGGCAAAUUUUUUGAUCAAUUCCAAAAAAGAAACAUCCAAAAGCUCUUUAAAAGCAUUCUUGAUAUUCUCGCACGACUUUUAGUUUCUAAGAUAUACAUUUUGCGGAAGAGUGGAGUUUCAAAAAUAUCUCUUCCAAAACUGAUCUGGAAAUUUUUUUCAUUCCCUUUUUUUUGCCAAAACGAGUAUGUAUUCAAAAAAAUAAUUCUGAGAAAAAUUUUACAACAUUGAAAAAAAUACAUUCCAGAGCUCAAAAAAUAUCGAGAAAUCUGCAUCAAACUUUUUUUACUUCGAUUUUCAAAGCGCCUGCAGUUUUUUUCUAAACGAAAAUAAUUGAUUUAGGGUUGAAGAAAUUGUGAUUUUUCAAAAAAAUUAUUUUUUUAUUUGCUAAACAAGUUUUCGGUUCAUUUCGCUAAGUUUUCGACGGCAAAAACGUUUUUUUGAAAAAAAUAAUCAGAUUUUCUUCAACCUCAUUUUUUUCAUCUUUACGAAUAAUCUUAUUAUUAAGUACAGCUUUUUUUGAAGUAAUUCCAAAAAAAGUUCAGAAUCUGUUUUGCAACGUUCCUUUCUGUUCAUUUGAACUUCUGAAUGCGACGGAACUCAUUAUGAAAAAGCAGAAACGAAAUGAGAUCAAACUUUCAGUAAGCUGAACUUAAUGCAAAUCACAAUGUUUCAAAGCGCGUGACCAGCCUUAUAAGCAUGUCCAAUUAGAAAGAAAAAGGAAAAAAAACGGCUGGAUUGCAGAUUUCCAUAAGAUUCUAUAUUGGCUUACCGUAUAAAAAAAUUGAAAGUAAGGAAGAAAAAAAUUAGUAAAGUAUAUUGGAAAGAAGGGUUCAUGCGGGGAAACAUUGAAAUUUAAAAAUUUUUCUAUUUUUUUGAAAUUCAGGUCCACAGUUACAACGGCGGUGCUCAAGCUAUUCACGGACAAGAAUUUAAUAAUUGAAGAAAGAAAAAAAUCAAAUUGACAACGAUCACAUAAACUGAGAGUUUUUUUAACGAGAGAUAGUAGAGCAAAUGUGCAGAGAAGUUGCCAAGAACCUCACAGAAAAUUAUCACCUAUCAAAAGAGAGAGAAAGGUAUAAAAAGAGGGGAGAGGAAAGCGGAAGCAGAUAAAAAGCAAGGAUCGCAGAGUUUUUUUUUUCAAAUUCAUAAGGAGGAAAUUUUGCGCCGGUCCCUCGAAUUUCAAAAACUCACCGGUCACUCAAUGCAAAAAGGAACUGUUGUUCUACGGUCAGCGGGCAAGAAAAAAGAGCGUAAAAACGAGAGUGAUGAACUUGACGGUCUCAAGGUUGUCUCCUGUCGAGUCUGAGAAGGUGUCACAGCAAAUACUAGAAGAACGAGAAACAUAUGCGAAGACAAAUAAGAAUGUGCAAAGCCAAAAGCUGAGUGCUGUCUUUCUGUUUUGUUGCUGCCAACCGAAAACAAAGAAAUUCAUUUUGGUACCAGAUCAAAGUAACAAGAUUCCAGAUUCUAUGAAAAUUGGCCUCUGCGUUGGCUAGAAAAAUAAUAAAAUUUUUCGAUUUUCCUUUUCAGAACGAUGUCUCGGCUUUAUUAUAG